Molecule: messenger RNA, 2045 nt
Organism: Drosophila biarmipes
Lineage: Eukaryota; Metazoa; Arthropoda; Insecta; Diptera; Drosophilidae
Product: zinc finger and BTB domain-containing protein 41
Exons: 1
Coding region: 83-1909 (608 amino acids)
Biological process (GO): regulation of transcription by RNA polymerase II
Cellular component (GO): chromosome
Molecular function (GO): zinc ion binding; chromatin insulator sequence binding
Source: RefSeq, a predicted model, not a curated record
UUUUGGCUUUUAUCCCAGUAUCAGUGACUGGGCAUACAAAACACUUGCGGACUUUAUUUGUGUAAACAAAAACAAAGAAUUCAUGGCUUGGCCGGGAAAACUCUUAGUUACCUAUGAUAACUUCACCGCCGACUUGCCAGCUCUCAGGAUCGACAAGAAAACAGAAGGAUGCACUGGUUCCUGCAUCUGCAAGUGCAAGUGCUGUCGAGGAUUCAGGGAGAAGUACGUGGCAUUCAAUGGGGAAAACGCGCUGGCCUCGGAGAUUUCCAACGAGUUUUCCGAUGGAGACGUUGUCCAGAAAAUGAUGCGAUUCCGCAGCUCAGACAUGUUGCUCUUACUGCAUGCAGCGCAGCUACGGGAUAAUUUCUGGACCAAUCACUAUUUCAAGGCUGAUUUACACGAGGAUUAUCAGGCUAUUUUAAAUGUUUUCAAAGACAAAAACCGAAAAGUUCACUUGGAAACGGUGGCGGCAAUUAUGGAUACAGUGAGCACUGGCUAUAGACGAGCCGUUAGCCAGUUAGAAGGCCAAGAAGCCCAAGGAGCUCUGCGUCCCAAGUUCGCCGCGUUAACCUUGCCAGGAUUGCGUUGCGUUUGUCCUAAAUGUGAGCUCCUUCCCUGGAAAAAGCUACAGGAUGUGGAGGAUCACCAAAGGACUCACCGCUAUUCGGACAACUUUCACUGCCAGAUUUGCUACAGGCGUUUCUACCUGCAGCACUCAGUGACCGCCCACAUAAGCAGGCAAAUGGGAUCCAACUCGGAAGAACUCUAUGAAAAUGAGCGGUACAAACGAUUGCUGGAAAAGCUUAGGUCAGGAGAACAAGCGGAGUUGCAGAUAGCACCUGUCAAAGUUGAGGAUGUAGUGCUGCCAGCACUUAAAAACCCAAAGUUGUACUUCAAGGAGGAAUCAAAACCUCCUAUCCAAAGAAGAAAGACUUCAACUCACGCCCACUGUCCACUUUGUUACAAAAAGUACGGCUUCUCCUUUAGCCACCAGCUACAUAUGCUUAAGCAUAGAAGGAAUGGCCCAGAACAAAUGCUUUUUCCCUGCGCCUACUGCCACAAGUCUUUUCUCACCCUCAAAUUCCUAAGGAAACACCUCAACAGGGUUAGAAUCUCAAGUAUUCUGCGCUAUCGCCCCUACAAGUGUGGCAGUUGCCCACGGAGGUUCCAAUUGUGGUCUACCCUUAAAACACAUAUUAACCAAGUUCAUAAGCGCAUAAACACCUGUCUUAUUUGCCAGCUUCCUACUUUGGCCCGAUGUUGUUCCGCCCAUUGCGCCAAGGAAUGCAGAGAAGCCAUUAAAAACCACAGGGAAAAACAAAGACUUUUAAGAGGACCACCGAAGGCGGGCUGCAAGAAAAAGCCCAAACCAGUUUGCACAGUGUGCGGCAGCGAGUUCGAAAAUAAUUUUUUCCUCAGAGAGCACUUGAACAGGAAGCAUUUAAACAAGAGGAAUUUCACCUGUGAGAUCUGCGGAGCGAAUUUCUACAGUCAGGGCACCAUGCAAACCCAUCGAAAAUCAGUGCACCUCUUGAGUCAGACAGUCAAAUGCGAGGUGUGUGAACUGACCAUUAAAUCCAGGCGUAAUUACCUGAGGCACUUGAAGUCCCAAAGUCACAAGGACAAUUGGCUUAAGCUAGGAAAGAGUGCAAUAAAAUCUACCGAAGAUAAUCAUCAUAAUGGAACGAGUACGGAACAUUCUGCAAUAAACAACGAACGUACGGUAGCUGCCCAAGAUGGUCAAGAGAACAAGUCAGAAACCCCUUGCCGGUUUCAAAUGCCAGUAAAGGUUACUUUUUGUGAGGCCUGUGGAAAUUCAAUCAUAGGAAGUAUGCGACGGCAUUGCAAGUCGACUAAACACAGGCUUAACUUGGUUGUGUACAACAAAAAGUUCAACAAACACAUUUAAGACAUUUUGCUCUUACAGCAAGGAAGUGAUUAUCAUAAGAUUUCCAUUUUAAAAUGUAUUGUAAAAUUCGUGUCAAGUACAGUUUCUUCAAUCCUACUUGUAUGUAAAAUGACUGAUCAAUAAAAAAACAUUUUAA